Penicillium odoratum is the source of this 948-nucleotide messenger RNA. RefSeq names its product SDR family oxidoreductase. NCBI's taxonomy places the organism in Eukaryota, Fungi, Ascomycota, Eurotiomycetes, Eurotiales, Aspergillaceae. The coding region runs from base 1 to 948 and encodes 315 amino acids. The transcript is spliced from 6 exons. Gene Ontology annotation, molecular function: 2,4-dienoyl-CoA reductase (NADPH) activity. The record is from RefSeq and is a predicted model, not a curated record. Gene Ontology annotation, biological process: fatty acid catabolic process.
AUGCCGCUACAGAAGAAAGAUUACAUCAGUGACAUCUGGAAGGAUGGCAUCUUUGCGAACAAAGUGGUAUUCUGCACGGGUGGCGCAGGCACAAUUUGCAGCGCUCAGGUCAAGGCACUGGUUCAUUUAGGUGCUAACGCAUGCAUCAUCGGUCGCAAUGUCGAGAAAACCGAGCGCGCCGCCAAGGAGAUCGCGACUCUCCGCCCCGGUGCCAAAGUAAUUGGUAUCGGCGCAGUGGACGUUCGCAAGUUCGAGAGCUUAAAGGAUGCCGUGGAGCGCUGCGUGAAGGAGCUGGGCUCGAUCGACUAUGUCAUUGCCGGUGCCGCAGGCAACUUCCUGGCUUCCAUUGAGCAGCUUUCUGUGAAUGCUUUCAAGUCUGUCAUGGAUAUUGAUGUCUUAGGCUCGUACAAUACCCUCAAGGCUGUUCUGCCUUAUCUCAUCGAGUCGGGUAAGAAACACAGAGUCGACUCUGAACUCAACCCGUCACCACUGGGUACUGGCGGCAGAAUCAUCUUCGUCAGUGCUACCCUGCACUACCGCGGUAUGCCUUUCCAGGCUCACGUUUCCGUCGCCAAAGCUGGCAUCGACUCUCUAUCAAACUCCGUUGCCAUCGAGUAUGGUCCUCGAGGCGUGACAUCUAACAUUAUCGCCCCGGGCCCUAUUGAAUCAACCGAGGGCUUGGACCGUCUGCUUCCAUCAGACGCUAAAGCGGAGUAUACCAGGGCCCAGCCCCUGGGUCGCUUUGGCCAUGUUCGUGAUAUUGCGGACGCGACUGUUUAUCUCUUCUCUGAUGCCGGAAGCUAUGUAAGCGGUCAGACAUUAGUUGUGGACGGCGCAAACUGGCGUGUUUCAGGAGGAACUACCUCUCAAGGUAACCUCCAGUACCCGGACUUCCUUUUGUCUGGCGAGGAAGUCCCAAAUGUCACGGGUAGAAAGUCGAAGAUUUGA